Messenger RNA from Trichechus manatus latirostris (Florida manatee), 468 nucleotides. It is a transcript of the gene IGFL4, whose product is annotated as IGF like family member 4. The transcript has 4 exons. The coding region runs from base 1 to 468 and encodes 155 amino acids. Lineage: Eukaryota; Metazoa; Chordata; Mammalia; Sirenia; Trichechidae. The record is from RefSeq and is a predicted model, not a curated record. Gene Ontology annotation, molecular function: signaling receptor binding.
AUGACGACCAGUAGCUGCAGCCUGGCUGCUGUUGGCAUCCUCACCCUUCUGUGGGCAGGUACAGGUGUGAUCACAGCUGAUCCACCUGAAUCAGCGCUGUGGCUGUGCGAGCAGGCGCCCAGAUGUGGGGGCCGGAUCUAUAAUCCCUUGGAACGCUGCUGUGAUUAUGGGAUCAUUGAGCCCCUGAACCUGACCCGCCACUGUGGCCCCAGGUGCACCUUCUGGCCUUGCUUUGAGCUCUGCUGUCCUGAGUCAUAUAAUUCCCAGAGAGUGUAUGUUGUGAGGUUGAAGGUUCGGGGUGCAAAGUCCCGGUGCACCUCCUCACCCAUCUCCAGGUUCUGUAAAAAGUGUGGGGACCAGAUCUAUAACCCCUUGGAGCAGUGCUAUGAUGAGGAGACCACCCUGCCCCUGAACUGGACCUUCCCCUGUGGCCCCAGCUGCACCUUCUGGCCCUGCUUUGAGCUCUGA